GCUUCGAAACGAUUCAGUCCCUGAGAGACGCUCGUUCGGUGUAAAUGGAAGUGAUCAAGUAGCAGGAGCGCGUGUUGUUUUCCGUCGGUCCGGCGCAUAUGCUAACCUAACCCUGCACCAUCAUCAUCAUCACCAUUAGCUGCUGCUACAACGGUGGACAGAUAGAGACAGAAAGUGUGUGCGUAUACGUACGGCUUGUUGUGUUUUUUUUUUGUUUGUUCAUUUGUCUCUGCCUGCCCGAGCUGUUGCAUCCAACGAGAAAACAAACGAAGAAAAUCAGUGUGAUAAAGCGCUUUCGCCGUAGCUUACUACUUAGAAAACAGUGAAUUUAUGAAUUAGAAGAAAAGGAAGACAUCAUCGUAACGUCGUAACGUUGUCGACGCAAAUCAGUGUGAUUGGCAUUCGAGUUCGUCAAACAAAAUAAUACUGCUCCUGGGCUUUACGGCAAUACCAGAUAGUUUUUCUAGACCGGAUAGAUAGGACACCAAAUAACCUGCCAACAUGUCGGUUUUUGGGUUGGUCUCUUCGGUGGCCGGUUUCAUCAAAGUACGGUAUCUCAUCGACAAAGCCAUCAUCGAUAACAUGGUCUUCCGGUGUCACUAUCGAUUAACCAGUGCCGUGCUGUUCCUGUGCUGUAUGCUGGUGACGGCAAACAAUCUGAUCGGUGAUCCAAUUUCCUGCAUCAACGAUGGUGCCGUACCCGGUCAUGUGAUCAACACGUACUGCUGGAUUAUGUACACCUUCACGCUGCCGGGUCAGCACGGUCGCCCGGCGGGAACGUCGGUAGCUCACCCCGGUCUGGGCAACGAGUACAACCAGGAACGGACGUACCACAGCUACUACCAGUGGGUGCCGUUCAUGCUGUUCUUCCAGGGUAUCCUCUUCUACGCACCCCACUGGAUCUGGAAGAACUGGGAGGAAGGCAAAAUGCGUAUGAUCUCCGAUGGACUGCGGGGCAACAUGGUUCUCGGUCCCGGCGAACGCAAGGGACGCCAAACACGACUGGCCCGCUAUCUGUUUGUCAGCAAGAAUACCCACAAUGCCUACUCGUUUGGGUACUUCAUCUGCGAGGCACUGAAUUUCAUCAAUGUCGUCGGUAACAUUUUCAUGGUGGAUAAAUUUCUAGGAGGGGCUUUUCUUACGUACGGUUCGGACGUUCUGAGGUUCAGCGAUAUGGACCAGGAAAAUCGCUCGGAUCCCAUGAUUGAGGUCUUCCCCCGUGUCACCAAAUGUACAUUCCACAAAUACGGAGCUUCCGGUAGUAUCCAGAAACACGACGCCCUCUGUGUGCUAGCGUUGAACAUUCUGAACGAGAAAAUCUACAUAUUUUUAUGGUUCUGGUUCAUUAUCCUAGCGAUCCUGUCGGGACUGGCGAUACUGUACUCGGCCGCCAUCGUGAUGAUGCCAACGACCCGCGAAGCCGUGCUGAAACGUCGCUUCCGUAAUGCGACGGCCGAUCAGAUCGAGACGUUCAUCCGUCGGAUUCAGAUCGGUGACUUCCUGAUGAUACACCUACUCGGUCAGAACAUCAACGUGACGUCCUACUGUGAGGUGCUGAAUACGUUGCUUGGCAUGUUGAACGAGGAACGGCAACUCAGCCGCGACACACCGUCGGCUCCGUCGACACUCGAAAUGGCACCCAUUUAUCCGGAAAUUGGAAAAUACGACAAGGAGAAGGCAGCCCUGCAUCAGGAAUACGAAGCAUAGGAUCUAUAGAGAGAGAGAGCUGUGUAUGUGUGUAUGUUUAGGACAGGAUCGCACAACCCGGAAGGAUAGUGUGCGCGAGAGUAGAGCGUGAUCGCGAUUGUGACAGACUAUUUUUUUAAAAUAUUUUAAACAAAACUCGUAUGAAUGUGAAGUCGUCGUCAGAAACAUUCCCCAUUCCACUAAAGCGAUUCCGCGUAUAUAUCAAACCUAAUCUGGGUUGAAUAAUGGACGCAAAUAAGGUAUGAGUGUGCGUGUGUAAAGUCUCGGUUAGAAUCAGUGAGUGUUUUUUUUUAUGGGAGUCGAUUUUUUCUCGGCUCCAGUAGGAAGGAAAAGAGCUAUAUUUUACCUCGUAGAAUUUUUAGACAAAUAACGCUGCACUCUGUUUUGUGCGCGCGUUUUCUUCCCGAAAAGGGUUUUCCAAAAAACGUCAAAAUCAAUCAGCUUCGUAGGGCAAAACAAACAAAAGAAGUAGUAGAAGAAAAAAAACAUUGCGAAUAAAAAGACUGUCACUUUUGAAAUUUUAUUUUUUUAAACAAAGGAAAAAAACACAGGAAAAAAAACAAGUGAGCCAACAUACGAAACUGCUUUAAAUUUUAGCUUAUUUUUGGAUCAAAAUUGUGUUUUCUAGCAUUUUACGGAGAAGAAGAGAAAUAAUACGAAAAUAUAGUAUUAAAGUAUGCCGAUCCUAAUCGUGAUAGUAAACGUAAACAUUAAAGACAAUCGACGCGCAGGGGAAGAAACGGAACGGGGCCACCAGAGGACAAUACGUUUUCUUUUGUUUCUUUUCAAACUAAUUGCCAUACAAUAGUGAAAAAAAAUAUAACAGAACAUUCUCACAUUUAUACACACAGACGCGCCAACAAAACAAAAUCCAACACAAUAGGCUAGCGAAACGAGGUACAAGAAAGUGCAACAAAUAUAUACACACUCUCGUGUAGUAGUGCUCAAAACAGACAACAAAAAAAAACAAAGCGAAAAACGAUUAGUUAAGCAAAAGUCAUAAAAAAACGUCUGCAUUUAGAACAAGUUGUAAUAACCGUGCAAUCGCACCGAUUUUGAUGUUUCUUUUCAUCCAAACGACGUCGACAAAUAGUGACACGAUACACUCCCGCUCCUUUUCUUUUUUUUUUAGUAGAUAGAACAAUUUCAAACUAAGCAAACGCAAUUUGCGAAAACAUCAAUCAAUUAAUAAGCUGCCUUAGGAAGUGGAUUAAACAAUAAAACGAAAAAAAAAUGAAUAUGUAGCCAACAAACUCUCAUCUCAUUAGGAUCUAACGAAAGUCUAGUAAGAAAGCAUUUUAUCGUCAGAAUCUUUUAGAUUUUUUUUUAAAUACACCCUAGAACGUAGGUAGCAUCUUUCUCCGUUUUGUUGAAGUUGAAACAAUUCGUCAGUAGAUAGAUCGAUAGACAGACGGUCGGAUACCGGAUAGGUUUCCACGAAUGAUAACAGCAAGCAGAAGGCGAAAAGACAAACAGGAAUAUUUGCACAACACAACAAGAAAAACACACGAAGUGUUUUUCGCACUUAUCAGAUUCCUGUUUGAGAGUUCCCGGUCGAGCUCGAAUCGAAAGCCGCGCGACAGCAGUGAUGACGAUGACGACGACGACGAACGUCUGGUCUGGACACGAACGCCGAGUGAGACCACAUAAAUACUACUUUUUUUUUCAAACUUGCAAAAUGAGGAGAGACAUUUUAUUGUGAUAAGAUACAAGUUUAGAGAAAAUAAACAAAACGUUUUAUAAGAAA
This is a messenger RNA of Malaya genurostris, 3454 nucleotides long. Its product is annotated as innexin inx3. Gene Ontology annotation, molecular function: gap junction channel activity. Gene Ontology annotation, cellular component: plasma membrane; gap junction. Gene Ontology annotation, biological process: phototransduction. The coding region runs from base 502 to 1707 and encodes 401 amino acids. The transcript is spliced from 7 exons. The record is from RefSeq and is a predicted model, not a curated record. NCBI's taxonomy places the organism in Eukaryota, Metazoa, Arthropoda, Insecta, Diptera, Culicidae.